AUGCCGCGUGCCAGCAAGACCGCCACGCGCACGCGCGCCGCCGUGAGCCCCUCGUUCGACGGCGACGACGCGCCGCACGCCGACCAAGUCGAUGAGCCUCAGCCCAAGCCCAAGAAGGCGCGCACGGCAGGCGCCCGCGUCAAGGGUCGUCGAGGCGCCAUGUCGGCCUUCACCAACAUCCCGCUCGACCUCCUGUACGACAUCUGCGCCAACCUCGAGCCUCGCGACCUGCUCGCCCUGUCGACCACGUCCAAGGUCUUCCGCUCGGUCGUCACGGGCGCGGCGUCGGCCCCGCUGUGGGUCGCCGCUCGCAAGCGAGUCGGCCUGCCCGAACUCGCGCACCCGAUGACGGACCUGCAGUACGCGCACUUGCUCUUUGGCAAGGGCUGCUCAUUCUGUACGCGCAAGAACGCCGGCAAGCCCGAGGUCUUCUACCGUGCGAGGAUCUGCACGGCCUGCAUGAAGGACAAGUUCGCCGAUACCAUCUCGGACCAAGGAGUGAGGGCGUUCGCCGAGGCGUUCAAGGACCACAAGAAGAUGCACCCGUUCACGCUCCUCGUCGCAAAUCAAACAGCUGUCGAGCCUCGUCGCGAUGUGCCGCAUUACCGCCUCGAGGAGGUCAUCCGUGUCAGCGCCGAUCUGCAUAGCCGGUUCCCCGAGUCGUCCUUCAGCUCGAGCCUUGGACAUGGCUCCGACAGCUUCUUCUUCAUCUUCACCCGCACAAGCGGCAAGCGUCGGUCGCAGGCGAUCCAUACGGAGGUCACGGAGAAGAGCACGCCGUUCGAGCGGUGGUGGUUCGCCGAGCGCGAGGACAAGUUCUGGGCGCAGCAGGAGGACGGCUUCAAGCUGAGCGAGUGGAUCAUCAAGCAGAAGAUCGCCCAGGCCGUGACCAAGGAGGACCUGCGCAAAGCGCGUCGGGAAGAAAUCCGCCGCCGCUUCAAGGACCAAGGGUUCCAGCCCGACGAGUUCAACUUGGACUUUCACCGCCACUCGCUCUUCAACAAGCCCGAGCUCCUCACCGAGCGCACCUGGACGACGGUCGAGGCGGCGCUCAAGCCCAUCCUGCUCGCCUCGCGUUCGACUUGCCGGCGCCGCUUCUUCCAGGAGCAGCUCGCGACCUACCAGGUCCAACCCGUCGCGAGCCUCCUCGCCGCCUACUAUCCCAGCUCCGCCACCGUCUUGUCGGCGCUGCCGACUUGGCAGGCCGCCUGCAACGUCGACGGGUUCGUCGAGCUCGACGAGCUGUGGGCGUCGCACAAGGACGCCAUCGUCGGCGAGCUCGACGUGCUCGUGCGCAGCCGCAUCGAGGGCAUGUUGCGGGCCGUCGGCAAGGCCCACGCCGACGCCGUCUCUGCGCAGGAGCGCGGCGAGGCCGACGAGCUCGUGCCCGACGCCGAGCCCGCCAGCGUCGAGGUGCCGGCCCUCCCGGCCUUGAUGCCUCGCUCGGACGACGAGCCCGUCACCGCGACGGACGCCCAGCUCGUCGCCUUCCUCGCCGACGACCCGCUGUCCAAGUUCGUCAACUCGUGCUGCACCAUCGUCCGCGACGGCAGUUCGGCCCUCAAGCACGUGGCGUCCAGCACCUGCGCUGUGUUCAAGCGCGUCGAGGCCACGGAAUGGGCCGUGUGCGGCGGCGGCGGGCCCGGCAACCUCGAGAUCGACGGCAAGAUCCUCAUCCGGCUCCUGUACCUCCGGCGCCUGCUCGACUCGACCCAGCUCGUCCCGCAAGACGCCGAGAUCGAGAAGGCCAUCAUGACGCACAAGCUCGACGCGAUCUAUCCGCGCGUCGAGGACCGCAUGACCAAGGUGCCCAAGUGCAACUGCGGCCUGUACAGCGCGACCACCGCCAAGGACCUGCUCCCUCAGAUUCGACUUCGUUCCCGAGCCUGA
Rhodotorula graminis WP1 is the source of this 1890-nucleotide messenger RNA. RefSeq lists its product as uncharacterized. The record is from RefSeq and is a predicted model, not a curated record. The transcript has 9 exons. Gene Ontology annotation, molecular function: protein binding. Bases 1 to 1890 code for a protein of 629 amino acids. Lineage: Eukaryota; Fungi; Basidiomycota; Microbotryomycetes; Sporidiobolales; Sporidiobolaceae.